Molecule: messenger RNA, 939 nt
Organism: Ramularia collo-cygni
Lineage: Eukaryota; Fungi; Ascomycota; Dothideomycetes; Mycosphaerellales; Mycosphaerellaceae
Product: related to gluconolactonase
Exons: 3
Coding region: 1-939 (312 amino acids)
Biological process (GO): L-ascorbic acid biosynthetic process
Molecular function (GO): gluconolactonase activity; calcium ion binding
Source: RefSeq, a predicted model, not a curated record
AUGCCGGAAAUAAAGAAGUACACAAUCACUGAGCCCUGGCUCGAUCUAUCGUGUGCCUUGGGCGAAGCGCCUUUCUUCAACGAAACCCGCAAUGAACUCAGAUUCGUCGAUAUCGAGAAGGAUGCUGUACACUAUGUGAACCUCGACACGUCUUCGCACAAAGAAUGGAGUCUCAUGUAUAACAUCGGCAUCACUGCAGAUAUUGAAGGCAACGAUGACGAGUUUCUCUUUGGAGGCAAACUUGGCUAUGGACUGUUCAAUCGAUCCACUGGCGAGCACCGCAUAAUCAAGAAUUUCUGGACGGAUGAAAAGGACCCCGAGACCAAGGAGCAUCGAUGCCGCUCGAAUGAUGGUUCAGUUGAUAGCAAAGGUCGCUUCUUCGUCGGAACUAUGAAUGACCAAGCCACUGUUCCUGAGUUCACAGACGAAGGCGUUCUCUUCCGGCUGGACCCCGAUCUGUCCCUUCACCGGAUGAAAGAGGGCGUCACGAUCCCAAACGGAAUGUCCUGGACGUCCGAUAACAAGACAAUGUACUUCACAGACUCGCCGUCCCAGAAGAUCAUGGCAUACCCCUACGAUGAAGCCACGGGAAAGAUUUCAUUCAACCAAGGCAAGGUCUUCUUCACCUGUCCAAUCGAAGGCGGAGUCCCCGAUGGACACUGCCAGGAUGAGCACGGUUUCCUGUGGGUCGCCUGCCAUGGGACUGCGAGAGUCUAUCGCUUGGAUCUUAAUGGCAACAUCGUAGCCGAGAUCGAGCUGCCGACUCGCUGCGUGACCUGUCCAGCCUUCUGUGGCACCGAGCUUGUCGUCACGUCUGCUGCCGAGCAAGAGCCGGAGAAGCAUCCCUGGAGUAAGAGGUAUGGCGGAGCAGUCUUCAAGAUCGAUGUGGGCGUCCGUGGAAAGCCGUUGAACAAGUUCAAGAUGAACGGCAAGGCCUAA